This is a messenger RNA of Penicillium longicatenatum, 288 nucleotides long. RefSeq lists its product as uncharacterized. The transcript has 2 exons. The coding region runs from base 1 to 288 and encodes 95 amino acids. The record is from RefSeq and is a predicted model, not a curated record. NCBI's taxonomy places the organism in Eukaryota, Fungi, Ascomycota, Eurotiomycetes, Eurotiales, Aspergillaceae.
AUGGAGAACAUUAAAUCUAUGCAAGACCAUAAUAAGGAGCAAGACUCUCAGCCAAAUGGAGUCCUUCCCCAAAGCGAGGGAACUGCUUCCCAGCCGAAGCCUAGCCCCGAACCACCGCUAGAAGCAACUCCGAAAGAUGCCUUACUUACAGGGCCCUUUCAAACCGUGUUAGAGACUCUGGCAGAUCUCGAGCGUGACGACCCGAAGCUCGCCUUUCAGGCCUCUCGGCUGGUCGGAAUCUACCGUCGCCUAUGGGAGUCGUGGCGAUCAACGCCAAUCUUCCCCUGA